AUGUCGCGCGACUCACGGCCGCCAAGGCGACCCAGUCAUCAGCGCCAGGCGCGCCCCCUCUCGGGCCCUGGCAAUCCUUCCUUCGAUACAGUUGACGAUUUCCCCGCCACUCAUCCCGAGAGUCGUGCCGGCGCUCUGCCACCACAUAUCAGUCGCGAAGACAUUGAAGGGGACUCUGCUCGUUCUAUACUAUUCACACACAAAAGAAUAAUAGACCCCGAGGACACCUCGGACCCUGGUGCUCCGCCGCGCGUGAAGUUCGUCCGCCACUACACAUUUCCUUCCACUCCUGAGCCGAGCGAAUCCCCAAAGUUCAAGAGGGGCGCGCCCGGAUCACCUGCAGUAUCGAGCAUGGCCGUCGAUGCUAAAACACAGAAAGACGGGGACUCGCCUCUUAAGUCGCUGUCGUGGAGCGAGACCACAGUGGCUCAGGUCGAUGAUCGUUGUAUCCAGGUCCCGCUGCCGGAGCUCAAAAAUGGGAUCCCUGGCACUGACCUUACUACAGAACAGAAGCAGACGCUGAGUACGUUUCGUGGGAUCGACACCAAGAAUCUGCCAGAUAAUUCGGAGAGCAGGAAGUACGGUCCUUUGUGCGAUAUUUUUAAUGAAGUUGAAGAACUCGCCGGCUCGAGAUACCGCUGGAAAGUCGUCGCAAACCACGGCGAGAGCGCAGAGAUCGGUCACAAACCCGACCUUGCACGAUACCCCAUCGAUAUCCCGGCCGCUGCGUUGGCGUAUAACCGUGAUGUGGCUAAAGACGACCCCAAUAUCGCGCGAUGUGCUUGGGCAUGGAUGAAUAGCUACGUCGAAGUGAAGAAUGCGGAGCGCAAGUCACCGUUCUUCUUCGCUCGCAAUAUAGGCAAGGACGGCAGGCAGAAAUUCCUCCGUCACGGCGAUGUCGGAAAGAAGGCGAGAGGCCAAUUCAUCAAGUAUGUUACCGAGGCAAUGCUUCGCCAACACCGAACACAUUACUACUCGUUCUACUUGUCGAAGAUGUCUGCUUGCGUGUUUCGCUGGGACCGAGUCGGCUGUAUUGCCUCAGAGCCUAUCGAUCUCAAGAAGAAUCCGAAAGCCUUCCUAAACAUUCUCUAUCGCCUGGCCACAUCAGAAGAUGGGGGUGGGGUCGACGAUACUGUCCAACUAGCUAGUGAAGAAGAUAUCUCGCUUGUCAACGACUACGAUCCUAAGGGCAACCAGUCUUUGCAAGAAUAUCGUGAUUUGCUGCUAGAUGAUCGGCCCAGCUACCCAAUUUAUAAGGCAAGCAUUCUUCAACACCCUCUCGCUACGCUGGGGCUGACAGAGGCUGACAGGUCGUCUGCCUCGCUGUGUCUCUUGAUGGCACCGAGGCGGAAGGUGUACUAG
Molecule: messenger RNA, 1362 nt
Organism: Phanerochaete carnosa HHB-10118-sp
Lineage: Eukaryota; Fungi; Basidiomycota; Agaricomycetes; Polyporales; Phanerochaetaceae
Exons: 2
Coding region: 1-1362 (453 amino acids)
Source: RefSeq, a predicted model, not a curated record